AUGGGGGCACGCCACGCUAGAUACGACGCAUCUCGUUGUCAGGGUGCGGGCUGGCAGGACGAACUGAAGUUCAAGAUAAACAGGUCGGAGAUCACGUGCCGUGAUCUUCCUCUUUUUAAGCAUCACGGUUCGCACCGUGACAAUAGCGAUACCCGCGAGACCCUCCGUCGUCGUACACCAAGGGAGAUCGUCGAGCAAGCCGACAGGACACGCGAAACGGUCGCGCGGAGAAAGGCGAGUGCUCCGCUUGGCGGCGGUUGUUACUUUGUAGCGGCGAAUGUUCUCCCCUCCGGUGAUGUAAAGAUGACGGUUAACAGCGCUUCUGGUGCGGAGCUGCUACGUACGCAUGUUGAAUGGCUGAAGGCUUUCGGCCCGGCGGCACACGUACGAAAGCCGACGUGGGGAGUAGUCGCGCGCGGUAUUGACACGAAGACGAUGCCGCUGACGCCGGAGUCAAUGGGGGGCCUAGCGAAGGAGCUGAUCUGGCAGAACAGCCAUUCCUGGGGUGGUUCCCGGGAUAAUGUCGAAAUACUACACCUCGGCUGGCUAAUUAAGCCCGGCCAUCGUCCAACAAGUGACGCCUGCGAAGUGAAAGCGGCGGCGAAGGAAGAGGCGAGACUAGCGCUGGCUAAUAGCCCUUUAUACCACCGAGUACCGCUUCACUUCCGGCAAAAGGAGGCUACGAAGGGCAACGCCACCACCUCCCAGCCCCAAGGCGCUAAUCAGGGACUCAACACCUCAACCCAUGCGCCGCAGCAACAAGUCACACAGGGAACGACAACACGACGGACAACACUCACAUCGAAUCGGAUAAACCCUAAGCGCAUCCCGGUCCCCGCUCCAAGCGAGAUCCGGCGAAUGAACGAGAGUGUCGGCACUGAGAGAGCGAAAAGAGGAGCACUGAACCGGCGGAAAGAAGCUGGGCCCGCUAUGCGAACCAGAUCGAGAACGUCGGGGACAACGACCUGCCGACUAUCCCAGAAUCUGCUAUAA
This is a messenger RNA of Penicillium digitatum Pd1, 993 nucleotides long. NCBI's taxonomy places the organism in Eukaryota, Fungi, Ascomycota, Eurotiomycetes, Eurotiales, Aspergillaceae. The record is from RefSeq and is a predicted model, not a curated record.